UUAACCUUUUAUUGUACCAUUUGAUUUUCAAUUUUCGAUUUUUGUAUAGUCCAAUGGAUGCAGGCAGCAGCGACGAAGACGUUCAUUUAGCAAUAUCAGUACACAACAAUGCCUCCCCAACCUCCGCCGCCAACCACCAUUCCCAAAAACUUCAACAUCUUCUACGGCCACCGCAAGACCACCCAAAAUCGCCCAACUGUCCGCGGCGGCUCUUUCUCCAAUCGCCAAACCCUCUACCCCAAUCAAAAUCACCAACGCGCCACCACCAAUUUUGAUCUCGAAAAAUGGAACCCAGAACAAUCUGUCUCCACUCCAUCACCACGACCCUCUCCAUCGGAACAUUACUUCUCCGUCGCCCAAACGCUCUCUCCCAUCGCCCGUUACAUCGUCGACUCCUUCCGAAAACACAAGCACUGGGGCCCACCGGUCGUCGCCGAUCUCAACAAGCUCCGCCGCGUAACCCCGAAGCUCGUUGCAGAGGUACUUAAAGUUCAGUCAGAUCCAGUUAUCUCCUCCAAGUUCUUCCAUUGGGCUGGAAAGCAAAAAGGGUAUAAACAUGAUUUCGCUAGCUAUAACGCCUUUUCUUAUUGCUUAAACAGAAACAACCAAUUCCGGGCAGCUGACCAGGUCCCGGAGCUGAUGAACAUGCAAGGUAAGCCUCCAACCGAGAAGCAAUUCGAAAUCUUAAUUAGAAUGCACUCUGAUGCUAACAGGGGUCUUAGGGUAUUCUACGUAUAUGAAAAAAUGAAGAAAUUCGGAGUAAAACCUAGGGUUUUCUUGUACAAUAGAAUCAUGGACACUCUUGUGAAAACCAACCACUUCGAUUUAUCCAUGUCUGUAUAUAACGAUUUUAAAAACGAUGGAUUAAUGGAAGAGGGAAUUACUUUCAUGAUCUUGAUAAAAGGAUUAUGUAAAGAAGGUCGAAUUGAAGAGGCCCUCAAGCUUCUGAACCAAAUGAGGAAAUUAUGUAAACCCGAUGUGUUUGCUUACACUGCCAUGAUCAGAAUCUUGAUUUCAGAACAAAAUCUUGACGGGUGUUUGAGGAUUUGGGGAGAAAUGGAGAGUGAUAAUGUCCAGCCUGAUGCUAUGGCUUACACAACCUUAAUUAUGGGAUUAUGUAAAGGAAAUCGAGUCCAAAAGGGUUAUGAAUUCUUUAAAGAUAUGAAACAAAAUCGGUAUUUGAUCGAUAGAGCUAUUUACAGAUCUUUGAUAGAAGGAUUUGUGAAUGAAGGGAAAAUUGGAAUGGCUUGUGAUUUGUUAAAAGAUUUAAUUGAUUCGGGUUAUAGAGCCGAUUUGAUGAUAUAUAAUCAUCUUAUAAAAGGAUUAUGCAACAUGAAACAUGUUAAUAAAGCUCUUAAACUUUUCCGUGUUACAAUCGAAGAAGAUCUACAACCCAAUUUCGAUACUGUUAAUCCGAUAUUACUUUCAUAUGUUGAAUUGAACAAAUUCGAUGAAUUUUGCAAGUUUCUUGAACAGAUUCAGGGUUUAGGGUUUAGAGUUAUGGAUGAUCUUGUGAAAUUCUUCUCAUUAUUGGUAGAAAAGAAAGAUAAAGUCUUAAUGGCUUUAGAAGUUUUUGAUAACUUAAAACAAAAAGGUUAUUUCAAUGUUCCAAUUUACAAUAUUCUCAUUCAUGCACUUUAUGAGAUUAAAGAGGUUAAAAAGGCGUUAACUUUAUUUCAAGAAUUAAUGGAAUCGAAUAUGGAGCCGGAUUCUUUCACUUAUAGCAAUGUAGUUUCGUGCUUUAUUGAAAUCGGUGAUAUUCAUCAAGCGUGUACGUGUUACAAUAAAAUAAAGGAAAUGUCUUUAUUACCCUCGGUUGAUGCCUACGUGUCAUUGGUUAAAGGGCUUUGUAAAAUUGGUGAAAUCGAUGCAGCGUUUGUACUUAUUCGUGAAUGUUUAGGUAAUGUCGAAAAUGCCCCUCGAAAGUUUAUGUAUACUUUAAGAAUUAUUGAUAUGUGUAGAUCAAAUGAUGCUAAAAAGGUGAUGGAUGUUAUUAGUGAGAUGGUGGAAGAUGGUUGUAGGGUUGAUGAUGUGAUAUGUUGUGCGGUGAUUUCGGGUAUGUGUAGAUAUGGAACAAUUGAGGAGGGUAGAAAAGUCUUUUUGCUUAUGAGAGAGAGUAAGAUGGUUACCAAGUCGGAUUUGGUUGUGUAUGAUGACUUGCUUGUUGACCAUACGAAAAAGAAGACAGCCGAUUUAGUGCUUUCUGGUUUGAAGUUUUUUGGGCUUGAAUCAAAGUUGAAAGCCAAGGGGUCUAAACUUUUGCCAAGUUAACGAAAUUAGUAUGUGCAAAAGACAUAAAUGCCCUUCUCAUAUUGUAAUUUAACAACUCUUCUAGCUAAAUGAGCAAAAGUCUUUGAAUCUUGUGCA
Molecule: messenger RNA, 2367 nt
Organism: Lactuca sativa (garden lettuce)
Lineage: Eukaryota; Viridiplantae; Streptophyta; Magnoliopsida; Asterales; Asteraceae
Product: Pentatricopeptide repeat (PPR-like) superfamily protein
Molecular function (GO): protein binding; mRNA binding
Source: RefSeq, a predicted model, not a curated record